AUGGGCAACAGUCUGAAAGCCAUAGUUGCUUUUGUGCCCUCCAACAAGUGCCAGAAGUACCUCCUAGAAGACCUAGAAGAGAUGCCAGUGGAUAAAAUGGUGGAUCUGAGUGGCAGGCAGCUGAGGCGGCUGCCUCUGCACAUUUGCUCUUUUCGGGAACUGGUUAAGUUGUACCUGAGUGACAACAACCUGAACCAUCUGCCCCCCGAGCUGGAGCAGCUGCAAAACCUGCAGAUAUUGGCACUGGACUUCAACAACUUCAAAGCUCUGCCCCUAGUUGUGUGCACACUGAAGCAGCUGUGCAUUCUCUACCUGGGCAACAACAAGCUCUGCAGCCUGCCCCUUGAGCUGCGGCUCCUGCAGAACCUCAAGACCCUCUGGAUCGAGUCCAACUGCCUGCAGUACCUGCCCGAGGUGGUGUGUGAGCUCAGCCUGCUGAAGACCCUGCACGCCGGCUCCAACGCACUGCGCACACUCCCUCCCCAGCUGCAGUGCCUGCAGGAGCUGCGCACCAUCUGGCUGUCAGGUAACCUGCUCUCUGAGUUUCCUCCUGUGCUCCUGAACAUGCCAUUUCUGGAGGUCAUCGACGUGGACCGCAAUUCCAUCCGGUUCUUCCCCAGCCUAGCUCAUCUCCCUGGCCUGAAGUUGGUGAUCUAUGACCACAACCCCUGCAGGAACGCUCCCAAAGUGGCCAAGGGAGUGCGCAGGGUGGGGAGGUGGUCAGAGGAGACUCCUGAGCCCCGCAAGCGGUCCGGGGCAGUGAUAGAUAUCACGCUGGACGAGAAACCCUUGCUACCUCCUGCCGCCAAGACCAAGCCAGAAGCCGAGCCCUGCUGA
Messenger RNA from Manacus vitellinus (golden-collared manakin), 837 nucleotides. RefSeq names its product leucine rich repeat containing 10 (gene LRRC10). Gene Ontology annotation, molecular function: protein binding. The transcript has a single exon. Bases 1 to 837 code for a protein of 278 amino acids. Lineage: Eukaryota; Metazoa; Chordata; Aves; Passeriformes; Pipridae. The record is from RefSeq and is a predicted model, not a curated record.